ACUAUCAUACCAAGAGUAGCAUUGUCGGUUUUAGAUACCUUCAGGCACUUCGUAUAACAAUUCGGUUUGUGUUCAAGUAUUUCCACAAUAAUGGAAGACAAAGCGAACUCUAAUAGUACCGCAGUUGAGGCUGCCGAAAAUCCAUCCACGCCAGCAAAGAAGUCGUCGAAAAGUAAGUCGAAAACGCAACGUGAAAAGGCGUCUCAUCCACCAACUUCAGAAAUGGUCAACGCUGCCAUUAAGGAGUUGAAGGAUCGUAAAGGAUCAUCUCUCCAAGCUAUCAAAAAAUACAUUGCCUCCACUUACAAAGUCGACGGAGAGAAAUUUGCCCCGUUCAUUAAGAGGUACUUGAAAUCUGCUGUGACAUCUGGAACUGUCGUCCAAACAAAAGGCAAAGGAGCGUCUGGAUCUUUCAAGUUAUCUACUGGGAAAAGUGAGACUUCUAAGACCAAGAAGGUUCCUCACCCAGCCAAGAAGGCCGCACCAAAAAAGGUACAAUCUGUCGAGAAGAAGACCGUCUCAAAGAAAACUGCUCCUGCUAAGAAGCCGGCAUCGCCCAAAAAAGCUGCAGUUGAAAAGAAACCGGCACCAGCGAAGAAGAGUGCAUCUAAGGUGGCCGUUGCAAAACCUAAAGCUGCCAGCGAAGCCAAGAGCAUGUCGAAAGCUAAGAAGACCGCCAAAGCACCAGCGGCCAAGACUAAAACACCUAAACCCAAGAAAGCAGCUGCACCAAAAGCAGUUAAAUCCCCAGCAAAAAAAUAAUUAUUUUCAAAUUACAUUGCCCUUUAAAUCCAAAUGGCCCUUUUCAGGGCCACUAAA
Messenger RNA from Bombus pascuorum, 819 nucleotides. Its product is annotated as late histone H1-like. Gene Ontology annotation, molecular function: nucleosomal DNA binding; double-stranded DNA binding; structural constituent of chromatin. Gene Ontology annotation, biological process: chromosome condensation; negative regulation of DNA recombination; nucleosome assembly. The transcript has a single exon. Gene Ontology annotation, cellular component: nucleus; nucleosome. The record is from RefSeq and is a predicted model, not a curated record. Lineage: Eukaryota; Metazoa; Arthropoda; Insecta; Hymenoptera; Apidae. The coding region runs from base 91 to 762 and encodes 223 amino acids.